AUGGGUCUUGCGUGCCCAGCCGGGUACGUUUGUACGAACGGAGUGUGCUGCCCUCAGCCGUACAUUCCGACAUGCCCGAACGGUCAGCCAGCCGUGUCGACCUGCUACGGACCUGGUCAAGGCGGAUGCCCAACCGGAUACCAGUGCAUUAACGGAGGAUGCUGCCCCGUGCCAAUUCCAACUUGUCCGAACGGCCAGCCGGCGAUACAGCUAUGUUCCAGUUAUGGCGCGACAUCAUGUCCGCAGGGCUAUCAAUGUAUCAACGGCGGCUGCUGCCCAGUUCCGAUGUGUCCUAGUGGUCAACCAUCGAUACAGUCGUGCGUCGUCUCACAGUCUUGUCCUACAGGCUACUACUGCAGCAGCUCUGGAGGCUGCUGCCCACUACCGCUAUGCAGUAACGGUCAGGUAGCCGUUUCCCCUUGCACAACUUCCAACGAAUGUCCACAGUCCUAUACUUGCUACAAUGGUGGAUGCUGCCCAGUUCCUCUGCCGACCUGUCCUAGUGGCGAGCCUGGCCAAUUCUGUUAUAACAUCAAUGGCCAGAUGGGCUGCUGUUCACUUCCGAUUUGCCCGAACGGUCAGCCAGCUGUUCAGUCUUGUGGAAUUAAUCAGCAGUGCCCAGUCGGCUAUACAUGUCAAGGAUAUGGCUGCUGUCCAGUUCAAAUUCCGACGUGCCCGAAUGGCCAGCCGGCUAUACAACCUUGCACAGACAGCACUAUGUGCCCUACAGGAUAUACGUGUCAAAACGGCGGUUGCUGUCCCAUGCCUUUGUGUCCAAACGGACAACCCGGGGUAAGCACUUGCAGCUACGGUCAGCCAUGUCCAGAAGGUUACACCUGCCAAAAUGGAGUAUGCUGCCAAAUGAUAAUAACGCCAAGUCCGGUGCCUGUGUGUCCCAAUGGACAACCAGCAGUCAGCACUUGCAUCUACGGACAACAGUGUCCUCCAGGAUACAGCUGUUACAACGGAGCUUGUUGUCCCGUUCAAGUGCCUACCUGUCCGAACGGUCAGCCAUCGGUCGGCACUUGCACCUAUGGUCAACAAUGUCCCAGCGGAUAUACGUGCAUAAACGGCGCGUGUUGUCCUUCCCCCGUGCCACCUGCGGUUUGUCCUGAUGGAAGUGUGCCAACACAGACCUGCAUCAGUGGCUCCUACUGUCCUACAGGUUACGUAUGUUUGAGUGGCUACUGUUGCAGACAAGGUGUUCAACCGGUCUGCCCAGUUGCUACAAUUCCGAUCUGCAUAUGCGCUACCAUUGGGCUUGCGUGCCCGCCUCAGAGUACCUGCAACGCCGGCGUUUGCUGUGCAUCAGGUAAUCACUUGUUUCGUUACUUUAAAGGUUUUGCAGCUUCACAUUGUGAUUAG
Molecule: messenger RNA, 1365 nt
Organism: Soboliphyme baturini
Lineage: Eukaryota; Metazoa; Nematoda; Enoplea; Dioctophymatida; Soboliphymatidae
Source: the annotation of a GenBank genome assembly